UCAGCUUUUUAGAAGACAAAAAAUGCAGGCAGCGGCUCUUGGAUAAGGAAUGUGAAAGACGACAGCUGUGAGAGUAAAAAGACAUUUUUAUAAGAUACUUAGUCAACAUACCAUUCCUUGUUCCGGGAUAAGCAUUUGAAAUGGAUGAGGAAGCCAGUGGAAAACCCAUUCUUUUGGAAACUUCUGGAAGUCAUGAAGUGACCGUUCCAAAUGGUUCAAGUGCUGCUGUCCCAAGUAAAAUUAUUAAAGCAGAGGAAGACUACAAUGAUGACAGCUUAGAUGCCAGUGAUGGGGAGGGUGGGGCACAUGAAGGGAGCUACCAGAUGAACAGUGAUAAGGAAAGUCAGGGGGACAGCAUGAGUGACACCGGAAGCUACUCUCCAAACACGGCAGACAUAGAGGACGAUGACGCAUUACUUGAGCAGGGGACGUAUCGGAAGAUUAACAGUGUGGAUGGGGUACGAGUGGAAGGGGGUCCUGGUGCUGGUGGAGACCAGAGAGACGUUCAGAAUGACAUUCUGGAUCAGUUGGGGAACCAGGACCACUGCGACGACAGCGAGAGCGAACUUGGGAGCUAUCACAUCAACACGGACAAGGAAGAUGAUGAUGAGGGAAGGUACAAGGAUAAAGAAGGGUUAUCGGAUGGAGAGUAUGACCUGAGCAGCGGUCAGGAGUCAGAUGUUGAAGAAACAAUGGAUGAGGUCGAGUUACUCAGGAUGAGGGCCUUGUGUAGGCAGGAACAUAAACCUGAUGAACUUCCAGACACUGUUACAAAGAUGACUACUGAACAUGGAGCUCAAAUAUACAUUGUUGGGACUGCUCACUUCAGUGAAAAUAGCCAGAAUGAUGUUGCAAAGACGAUUCAAGCUGUUCAGCCUGAUAUCGUUUUAUUAGAACUCUGCAGGGGACGGCUCUCCAUUCUGGAGCUUGAUGAAGAAACACUACUAGAAGAAGCUAAAAAUUUCAACAUGGCUAAACUCAGACAAUCAAUCAAACAGAGUGGUGUAGUAGGAGGCAUCAUGCAAGCUCUACUCCUCAAUCUCUCAGCACAUCUGACCAAAGAACUUGGUAUGGCACCGGGCGGAGAGUUCAGGACAGCUGUCAGAGAGGCUCAGACAGUGCCUGGUUGUAAGCUACAUCUUGGAGAUCGACCCAUUCAGAUCACGCUGAAGAGAGCAAUGGCUUCACUAUCACCAUGGCAGAAACUCAAAUUAGCAUGGUAUCUCAUCACCAGUAAAGAACCCAUCACGAAGGAAGAGGUGGAGAAGUUCAAGCAGAAGGACUUACUGGAGGAAAUGCUUGGGGAGAUGACAGGGGAUUUCCCUGCUCUGAGUAGAGUGUUUGUUAGUGAGAGAGAUACAUAUCUCUCCCAGUCUCUCAAGGCAUGCUCCCAGCCGCAAGCACCUAGAGAUGAUGGCUUUGUGUAUCCAGCUCCUAUAGUGGUUGGUGUUGUUGGCAUGGGCCAUGUCAAAGGAAUGGUUGACAUGUGGGAUAAACCAGUUUCAAAGGAACAUCUCUUAGAAAUCACAAGUAUUCCAAGUCCAUCACUGGCAGGACGUCUGUUGACAUGGAGCUUCCGAUUGUCAAUGGUUGGUCUCCUAGCUUGGGGAUGCUACCGUUUCACAAAGUGGACUAACAUCUCACUGUGGUAACGCAGACAUCCAUCUAGCCAUACUUCCUCCAUAUCAAAUCCAGCUUGAUCCUGAAAUGCAAUAAUUGUGUUCUUAUUUGAUCUUGUUCACAUUUUUUAGUAGAAACAAAUUCUUGACCUUUUCAGUAAUUAUAUUAGGGUGAUGUUUUUAAUCUGCCUUUUAAUGUGAGUUUUAAAGUGGUUCAAUUCAAAUGAACAUCAUUUUUGCCUAACACAAUGGGAGCAGUUUAGAGGGAUGAUGUAGUAGAUACCUGGCGUCCAAGACCAAGAUCUCUUUUGGUUACUUUCAUUUAGCAUUAAAUGUCUUUCUCUAGACAGAGUAGUUUGGACUACAUCACUGGUAUAAAGCCUGAUUUUCAUGUGCGAUAUGUCAAUUUGGAGUCCUUAUCUCUGUAAAGCUCCUUAGGUACCUUAGCGAAAUGUAAUAGCACAAAAAGACGCCCACGGAAAGCUUAAGACAUAAUAUUUAGUGAUUUUUGUUUUUUACAUAUAUAAAUAAAAUUUAGCUAACAUUAAGCCUCAUUAAGAUAUGUAUCCCCAACUUAUCAGAAAGUUUUGUAAAUGGGAAAAUUGAAUUCUGUUUCUUUUUCAUUUAAUAUACUGACAAUAGUCAUUUACUUUUUGUUUUUCAUCAUAUUUAUAUACUCUAAUUAAUUUUAUGAUUGUUUCUUCCAUUUGAUUUUCACCUACUUUAUUAUUGUCUGAAAUUUAUGUGUGUAUGUUAUUCAAACAUUGUUUCAAGUGUUAAGUUAUGUUUUUAUUUAGAGUGGAUAGUAAUUGAACCUAACUACUUCUUAUUACCCCUGUCUCUCUUUUUUAUCUGAAAAUUAUAAUUUUGAAUAGAAGUGUGAAUUUGUCCUUUCAAAUUGUGCAAUUGGUUUUAUGCUUCCUUGACUAUCUUUUCAAUUAUACCUUAUUUAAGUUUGAAUACUCUCCUUUGCAUGAUAUGAACGUGUUUUAUCACAAGCAUUGUUCCUUUCCAAAAAAUCAACCUGUGUUGGUGGUUGAGCAUCCUAUUAUUAGAACUGAUUGUAGAAUUGGAUUAUAUGAAGACAGGUUUAGAAAGAAUGUGUAGAGAAUUUCAUGGUCUAGAGGAGUACGUAUCAGCUGGUCAUAGGUACAAUUCAAAGCUGCAGCUAUUAUGCGAUUGGAUAGAAUACCUCAUUAUUCUACAUUUACCUCUCUCUACCCAGGAAUUAAAUAAGGAAUUUAAUGGAUACCAGUACUAGCAGCCAAUCUCAAUGAAUUAUGGUUGCAGAUUAUGGGAAUAAGACUAGAGAAAUGGAAAUGGAGCACAUAUGGUGCAUUGUGCAUUGCAUGAAUCUGAUGGGUUAUCAGAUUUGAAAUUUUGUAUGUUUGGACCAGCCUCUUCGCCAGAACAAGGUGCUCUAUAUGGAUAGUAGAUCUACAAACUGUAUUGGACCGAUAGUCAGGAAAAGCUGUUUUCAUUAUAAAGUUGAAAACCUUAUCGUCUGACUAGGGCAGAUAUUGGUGAUGUGCCAUAGCACUGCCACUGAUGGAAUGGUUUUAUGAAAGGCUGAUAAAAUGAAAGGACUCAAACCCUCUUUGGCUCUUAGUGCCAGUGACUUGUUAUCUGGCAGUGUCACAUGGUAAUUUCAUAUUUUUUUCUCAAUAUUCAGUUGUUUACUCUAUAUUGUUUAAAGCCUAUCUGCACUAGUUUGGCCAGGAGGGAUUAGACCUCUCUGCGUGGUCACUGAUGGGUGGUUAUCUCAUCAAAUCAGUUCUCAAUUAUAAUAAGAAAAAGAGGACCAUGGGGGACCAACGGGUACCGCUUAGGCAUUGUUUGCUAUGUAGAGGGCGCAAGUAGCUACAAGUAGUGCAGUCCCGCUUGGAAUAUUCAUAAUGAACCUGCCGCAAGUUUUGUGGUACUGUAUCGUGUAAUUAAAUGUAAUUCCUGUUUGUUUAUUUAUACAUGAAUAGCCACACUGUAAAUUUGACUGUGCUGUUAAAGUAAUUCACAGUGUAAAAGUUGGAACAGAUCAAAGUAGAGUACCUUGAUAAGUUGAUAUUCUGAUUUUGUUAAUCCAACCUUGUAGGGUAGAACAAUCCCUAUGGUAUUUGUUCCGGAAUGCCUGCAUUCGCAAAGAAAUCACAUGUUUAUAAUGAUGAAUUUAAAGAGUUUUUUUUUGUGGACAUUGAUGAAAUUGUCAUUUACGAAUUGUGAAUAUCUUAUGCUCAAAAUCAGAGAUAUGCUUCUAUUCAUGUUAACUUAGUUCAAAACAUUUAUUUAAAAAAUUGAGUUUUAAAUGAAGAAAAAAAAUGUCCAUCAAGAUUGAUGACCCUGACAUAUACAUGAACCUUGACAUGAUGAACCCUGAUAUUUAUUUAUACUUUCAAAGCUGAUUAAUGAAGACUUAUUUUCAAAUUUGUCUUAGACAUCCUAGCUUCAUGAAGAAGAGUGCUAGUUCACCAAAUCAUUGACCAUGAUGAUGUCUCUGUAUAACCCUUUGGGUCAAUGGAGGAUAUGCGUCACAUUUAACAAAAUAUUCAAAAACUAUCAAAAGGUAAAAACACAUGUCCAAUGUGUAUGAACUUUAGUAUGUAAAUUAUUAAGAUUUUCAUUCAUACCUUAAUUUCCUUAAGGUAAUUUUGUCAGAUUAAUCAGUUGCCUGUUGACAACUUUCCUUUCAUUCAAAUGCUUUCAGAAUAUGUUUUGAAUUUUUCCCCCUAGUUGCCGACACCAGCAAAUAAAAGAGACUGCAGUUCAUUUUGAUGUAGAUACAAAUGAAAUAUAGAUAUAUAUUUAUGUCAUUAGUUCCAGUGUAUGGUUGUGAAGUUGGAUUUUCAAUAUUUGAAAUUUGAGACAAAGGAGAGAGAUGAAUCACAAAUUAACUUGGCAAGUUAGCUUCGCAUUAAACUGUUGCCUUUUACACAUUGACUUUAUCCUCUCCCUGGUAUGGAAUUUGGAGAAAUAAAUCUUUUAUUCAGCCAUGAAAAA
This is a messenger RNA of Strongylocentrotus purpuratus (purple sea urchin), 4610 nucleotides long. It is a transcript of the gene trabd, whose product is annotated as traB domain-containing protein. Bases 141 to 1652 code for a protein of 503 amino acids. The record is from RefSeq and is a predicted model, not a curated record. The transcript is spliced from 8 exons. Lineage: Eukaryota; Metazoa; Echinodermata; Echinoidea; Camarodonta; Strongylocentrotidae.